Molecule: messenger RNA, 1608 nt
Organism: Talaromyces rugulosus
Lineage: Eukaryota; Fungi; Ascomycota; Eurotiomycetes; Eurotiales; Trichocomaceae
Exons: 3
Coding region: 1-1608 (535 amino acids)
Biological process (GO): cardiolipin biosynthetic process
Cellular component (GO): mitochondrion
Molecular function (GO): CDP-diacylglycerol-glycerol-3-phosphate 3-phosphatidyltransferase activity
Source: RefSeq, a predicted model, not a curated record
AUGUUCAAGCGCGCAGGAGCAUAUACCGUGCGGUGCACGUGCAAACGGCCUGUUACUGUCCGAAAACAGUUCGCUGUCCGCCGGUUUUCUGUUAAUACAAGCUCCAACGCUUCUGCGGUGUCGCCAGCUUCUCCUCUCGGGGGGUUGACUGUCGAGCUCGAUCAUAUCGCUCCUCGCUUCGAAGUGCCGGCCUCGGAAAUAACGAUUUUGGAAUCACCUAGCGCGUUCUACGAGACGUUGAAGAACAAAAUCCGAAAUGCGAAACGAAGAGUUUAUUUGUCGACAUUAUACAUUGGCAAAACAGAGCACGAGCUGAUCGACACAUUGAACCAAGCAUUGCGCGACAACCCAGACCUUCAAGUAUCGGUUCUCACCGAUUGUCUGCGAGGCACGAGAGAAACACCCAACCCUUCGUCCGCAUCGCUUCUUGCGCAACUGGUCGAAGAACAUGGCUCUGACCGGGUCGAAAUCCGCAUGUUCCAUACCCCGAAUCUUACUGGGUUGCGCAAAAAGUACGUUCCGCGCCGUAUCAAUGAGGGAUGGGGUCUUCAGCACAUGAAGCUAUACGGGAUUGACGAUGAGAUAAUAAUUUCCGGCGCGAAUCUAUCCAACGACUAUUUUACGAAUCGUGUCGACCGGUAUCAUGUCUUCGCCUCCAAACAACUAGCCGAAUACUACUCCAGGAUUCAUCAUGCGGUAUGCCAACUGAGCUUUCAGGUUCUUCCAAAUUCGGCUCGGCUUGGAGGUUACGAUCUUGUCUGGCCCACGUCUAAUGGGUCAAGCUCGCCCUUGGACGAUCCGGAAAGCUUCAUAACCCAUGCAUCAUCAAAAUUGGAGACUUUGAUCCAACCAAACCGGCAGGAAAAGCGUCUUCCUAUUCGCGAUUCGGAUCAAACUUUUGUAUACCCUGUAGCGCAAUUCACGCCUCUGCUCAAGCCCGACACAUCUACCGAGUUUCCUGCUGUCUCGAGUAUUUUGCGUCUCCUUGUCAGCUCUCCUGCAUUUAAAGAUUCGCGCUGGCUCCUAACUGCAGGAUACUUUAACAUACACCCUGCUCUUUCAGCACUGUUGAUCCAAAGCACAUCGCAAGUUUCUGCACAACCAAACACAACAACAAAAACACAAGGGACUGUUCUCACUGCGUCCCCAUGGGCCAAUGGAUUCUACGGCUCUCCUGGAAUAUCCGGCAUGCUUCCAGCAGCAUACACGCACCUAUCAGCAAAAUUCCUCGACCGCGUCGCCGAAGCACAGCGCACAAACUCGAUUCACCUGAAAGAAUGGCGUCGCGGAACCGUCGGCGAACCGGGAGGCUGGACGUACCAUGCCAAGGGUCUCUGGAUCACGCUUCCAAAUGAACAAUACCCUAGUUUGACGUUUGUUGGUAGCAGCAAUUACACAAAGCGCAGCUACAGUCUCGACCUGGAGGUUGGGGCUCUAGUUGUAACGUCGGAUGAGAAGUUGAAAAAACGCCUCGGAGAGGAGACCGAAUGGCUACAAAAGGACGCUCGGCCAGUUUCGAGAGAAGACCUCCGUAGGACAGAGCGUAGGGUGGGAUGGAAUGUGCGACUUGCCAUGUGGAUUGUCGAAAAGGUGGGCGGUGCAUUAUAG